AUGUAUGCUGGUCAGGGUGUACUAGAAAAGAUGUCCGACGGACAGAUCCUCGUCCGGACUCCCAUCUUAUUGAUCGGGAUAAUUAUCUAUAGAACAUUUCGUAAGAAGGAUGUUGGAUUGGAUGGAUUGCAUGGCAUUGCAUGCAUUGCAUGAGCCGAGGGGGUCAGAGUGCGACCUUCUUAAGGGAGCGACGCGGGAACGAAGACUCAGGGCGCGGCAUAGGAAUACUUGGCUCCGUUGUAGGAGUACUUGAAUAGUGCUGGCACGUGCUAGCUAUUGUAAGUAGCUCGACUAGGCUAGCUUGCCUGUGAUCUCGACCGUCUUGCUCACUGUUCCCUGGCGCACACAGGCCACGGCGUUUGCGCUGCUCCUUGCUUGUUUCUGGGGCGAGGUCACAGUGGGGCCGUGUUUGUGUUCGUGUAUCGUAAAGUAAUUCUUUGGCGGAGCAGCCCGGUACUGCGGAGGAAGUAUGGCGCCCGAAGGGCGCCGCGCGAAGUAUAUUGUUUUUUGCGUGGUCCAUCCAUGCAAUGCAUGCCAUCCAUGCCAUGCAAUCCAGAAGUUCGGAAAUUGCCUUAUAUUCUAUUAUCAUUCUUGUGAUCAAGAACUUGCACUCUCUCACUCGCUGUUGAACGCUGAUAUUAUCAUCUUUCGACAGAGAAGAUCCUCCUGUGGUGCUCGAGUGGAGUAGAGAAUUUUUCCGUCCAACACCAUGCAUGGACGGUAACUUUCAAGAAUAUGAUACGACAAGGACAACGCGCAUAAAAUCAAAAUAUUGAAUGAUGAAGAACCAAUCUUCAUCAAGUGUGGUAAGUCUGUCGCAGAAUAACGGUUGAAUUAAUGAAC
Amoebophrya sp. A25 is the source of this 843-nucleotide messenger RNA. NCBI's taxonomy places the organism in Eukaryota, Dinophyceae, Syndiniales, Amoebophryaceae. The record is from the annotation of a GenBank genome assembly.